GAGAGUGGCGAGUGCUGGGCUCCGCUCCCUGCCCUGGGAAUUACUCCCGUCGCAGAAAACCAGCAAAAGAGUCAAGUAGGCUGCCGAGGAUGGCAGAUGGAGUUUAUCAAGCGGCGCUGUAGCCUGACCACAAACCUGCAAACUCACCCAAACUGCCUGGAACCGUAGGCAGCUGUCAGCAGCCAGGACUCCUACCCGAAGCGAGGUGGAAGUGCAAACAAGCAGCGAGAAAAGCCCCUGCCUGCACUCGUGCUUACUACACAAAGUGUUCGUCUCAAGCUGGGAGGUUAAACUAAACCUUCACAAAAAUGCAAGCCUUGUAACUCGCGAUAGUCAAUGUAGGCUGCUCUGGAACCGUGCCGCGACGUACACACAGGGGCCACGCCAGCGGCCCCCCCACGCCCACGGCAGCCCCUCAGCUCCGGCGAGGCCGCGCCUCCGGCAACGCCUCCGCAGCUCCCUCCUCCCUCUCAGGGGCCGUUCCCGCCGGCAUGUUCCGGUCUGCGCCGGGGCGGGCAGAGGGAACGGGUGGUGGGGGUGCUCAGCUAUGUCGGCAGAGUCGGAGGAGGACCUGGCGGCUUUCGUGGCCCUCCACGGGGCCGCGCUCCGCGCAUCGCGGGUGCCGGCGUGCUACUGGGAGAGCCUGUGCCGCAAGCUGCGCGGCGAGGUAUUUGAUGCUGGUGACUACUUUGGGAUAAUGCAAGUAGAAGAGGUGGAUGAGGAGGAAGAAGGUGAUGAAGAAAUGGAAGAAGAGUUAAAAAAGAAACCAAAUCCUGGAAGUGAACCUAGCUUCAAAGUUAUAGUAACAAAUGAGAAUGGUCUUCAGGCCUCUAAUCCCAACAGCAUUUUCCUCAUCGACCACGCCUGGACAUACCGUGUGGAGCAAGCCCGCCAGCAGCUGCUGCACAUACCUGGUUUACUGCACAGGAUGGCAAACCUCAUGGGAAUCGAUUUCCACGGAGAGCUGCCAGACGAGGGCAGUGUUGAGCAAGUGCUGAAGGAAAUGUGGAAGUACAAUCAGACCUAUCAGCUUUCUCAAGGGACUGCAGAGGAGAAGGUUCCUGUCUGGUACAUUAUGGAUGAAUUUGGAUCACGCAUUCAACAUUCGGAUGAGCCUAGCUUUGCAACAGCCCCUCUGUUUUAUAUGCCUCAACAGAUUGCUUACACUCUUCUCUGGCCUUUAAGAGACCUUGAAACUGGCGAUGAAGUGACUCGAGAUUAUGCCUACGGGGAAACGGAUCGCUUGAUCAGGAAGUGUAUUUUGUUACCCUGGGUGCCUGCUGAAGUGUUGGAUGUGAACUGUUUUACACCAGAGCCAUCUGAUGAGUAUUACCAGGCUAUUUUAGCAGAAAACAAGGAGAAACUGCCUGUAACAAUAAAGCCACCAGUUCAUGACAAAGACAAAGUUUUCAAAGUUUUCACAGACAUUCAGCAAGUCCUCAGCAACCUGACACAUCCCCGUUUUGUGUUCACGGACAACGAGGCAGAAGCAGACAUCCUCUACAACUUCUCACACUUCAAAGAUUACAGGAAGCUAAGUGAGGAAAGACCUGAGGUAAUGCUGAAUCAGUUCCCUUGUGAGAACCUCAUAACUGUCAAGGAUUGCCUGGCAUCCAUAUCUAGACGAGCUGGAGGACCAGAUGGGCCAAGAUGGUUGCCUCGUACAUUUAACCUCCAGACAGAAUUGCCUCAGUUCAUCAGCUACUUUCAGCAGCGUGACAGAAGAGGAGAAGACAAUCACUGGAUAUGCAAACCAUGGAACUUGGCCAGAAGCCUGGAUACACACAUCACCAACAACCUUAAGAAUAUCAUCAGGCAUAGGGAAAGCAGUCCAAAGGUAGUGUGCAAAUACAUUGAGAAUCCAGUCCUGUUUCACCGAGAAGAUGUGGGGCUGGUUAAAUUUGACAUCCGUUACGUUGUGUUGCUGCGCUCUGUGAAACCGCUCAGGCUCUACAGUUAUGAUGUGUUCUGGCUGCGCUUCUCCAACCGGGCAUUUUCACUUGAUGACUUGGAUGACUAUGAGAAGCAUUUCACAGUCAUGAAUUAUGCUCCUGGUGUAACAUUAAAACAGGUACACUGUGAAGAAUUUGUUCCUCUGUUUGAAAAACAAUAUCCAGAAUAUCCUUGGAUAACAGUACAGGCAGAUAUUUUUAAGACAUUUGCUGAAUUGUUUCAAGCUGCUUCAGCUAAACCUGCGCCUCUUGGCAUCUGCAAUUAUCCAUCAUCAAGAGCAAUAUAUGCCAUUGACUUGAUGCUUAAGUGGGACACCAGCAGAGAUGGAAAAAGAAACAUGCAGCCUCAGAUCCUGGAGGUCAACUUUAAUCCUGACUGUGACAGAGCCUGCAAAUACCACCCCACCUUUUUUAAUGAUGUCUUCAGCACCCUGUUUCUGGAUGAAACAGACGGCUGCCACGUGACACGCAUUGUCUAGCCACAGGAGGUUUGACUCUAUCCUUCUCAGAUAUGCUUUACAGCAAGAUUUAUAUUUCAGUUCUGUGAGCUGCUGGUGCAACUCUUUUCCUGUACUAAUAACACAGGGGGGGAAAAAGGUAUCAGAACCACAUGCAUACGCUGUACUGAUCAUCAAUUCAUCUGCAUUUUCCUUGUCUGGCUUAGUUGUAUAAAUCAUCAAUUUGAGUUGGUAAAAUAUGGGAGACCUUGAACAGGACAGUAGCUGGAGCUGUUGCCUUGUUUUUCAGAUAACCUAAUUCCUUGCUUGCUGAGAAACACUGCAUAAGUUCCCCAUGUCAACAAUAAAACUACAAUUUACUGAA
Messenger RNA from Pogoniulus pusillus (Red-fronted tinkerbird), 2774 nucleotides. It is a transcript of the gene TTLL12, whose product is annotated as tubulin tyrosine ligase like 12. The transcript has 16 exons. The record is from RefSeq and is a predicted model, not a curated record. Lineage: Eukaryota; Metazoa; Chordata; Aves; Piciformes; Lybiidae. Gene Ontology annotation, biological process: protein modification process. The coding region runs from base 548 to 2431 and encodes 627 amino acids. Gene Ontology annotation, cellular component: cytoplasm.